CAGCGAUGAAAGUAACUGUUGACCGCGUAAGAUGCUCGUAUAACAGUAGUAGGUGUAUUUCACGCAGCAUACUUAUAACGACGAGCGAUAUGCUGGUGUUGCCGUGGUAGUGGUGAGUGAAGUAUGUGACAGUGUGUGUGAGUGCGAUCUAGAUCGGGAACGAUGAGUGGAUGAAAAGUGUUUUAUAAAAAAGUGCAGCAUGGCUGAAGAAAAUUUUAUAAAAGAUAAUGACGUUCCACAACUAGAGGAAUAUGACACCGGACGCACAACUCCAGCUGCAGCUGUGUUGCCCUGGGACAGAUUCUCGCGAUGGAUUCAUUGUAUAUGUGUUGUUACAUUCGAUUUGGAACUGGGACAAGCAUUAGAGAUAAUUUACCCAGGGCACAUAAAUCUCUCGGAGCAAGAAAAAUCUAAUAUUUGCUAUUUAGCAUUUCCUGACUCAAAUUCAGGAUGUAUGGGUGAUACUCAGUUCCACGUUCGCAUACGAAGAUCUGCUGGCAAUGCUGAAUUGAUGCCAGAGCAUCAGUACUACAAUCAAAAAUGCCCUGUACAUUUACAAAUCGAUCCUGGAUAUUAUUACGGCUAUGUUUACUUCCGGCAAGUGAAAGAUAAAACUCUUCCGCGUGGUUAUUUCCAAAAGAGUGUGGUUAUUGUGUCGCGUCUGUCAUUCUUGAGCCUCUUCACUGAAGUGUGUUCUUUGAUCGCCCCUGAAUAUUUUGAAAAUGGUGAGCCAAGUAUAGAAGCUGCGUGCCAUGAUAUAGACCAGUGGCCAAGUCCUGUCCCUGGAGAAAACGUUAAUCUGCCACUGUUUGGAACAGUGCUUCAGGCUUAUAUUCCUGUUCAAAGCAAAAAGCCAUGCAGUGUAGUUCCAUCAGGCUCACCUCCAAGAAUGAAUUCAUUAGUGCAGCCCCCACCGACUGUCCUCCGCUCUAUUCAUGAAGUAAACUUAUUCCGAUGUUUUUCACCUGUUGUCUCACAUGUACUCCUCUUAUGGGAAUUAGUACUUACUGGUGAGCCAAUUGUGGUAAUGGCUUCAUCUCCCUCUACAUGUUCAGAAAUGGUGCAAGCUCUUGUAAGCAUGAUUGCACCACUGACAUAUUGUGGUGAUUAUCGACCAUACUUCACUAUCCAUGACAGUGAGUUCAAAGAAUAUACUACUAAAGCUCAUGCUCCUCCAUAUGUCAUUCUUGGUGUGACAAAUCCAUUCUUUGCAAAAACACUGCAGCACUGGCCACACAUAAUUAGAAUAUGUGAGCCAUCCAAUACAGAGACUGUGCAGAAACACAAGUUGAAGAAAGGUGGCAAUAUAAAGAUGCUGGAUUCAAAGCCUGGUGUUUAUACCCACUAUCGGCCAUUUCUCCACAAAGAUAAGUUGAUUCUGAAGAAACUUAUGAAAGGUAUUCAGACAAAACGACCAGGGGAGGUACAAACAGCUUUGCUUAAAAGGCAUCUUCUUGAAGUUACACAAAGUUUCAUGAUCCCUUUAGAGAGAUAUAUGGCCAGCCUCAUGCCACUUCAGAAAAAUAUAUCUCCUUUCAAGGCUGCACCCACACCGAGACCUUUCAACCAGGAGGAGUUUCUGGCAACCCUUGGGACUUCAGGACCUCAACUUACCUCCAUCAUCAAAGGAGACUGGGUAGGCCUGUAUCGCCGGUUCUUCCGCUCACCAAAUUUCAAUGGCUGGUAUAAUAUGCGACAUCGAGAAGUGAGUCAGAAACUACAAGCGCUGCAACUUCAAGCAUUAUCACGUGCUGAUCUGAAGAUGUGGGUGAAAGGCAGACAAGAAGUGGAAAUUGUUGAUAUGAUCUUGAGGAUUCGCCAGAAGCUAGAACAGUGUAAAGCGAAUGAUCUUCCUCUAAGUGAUGAUGUACAAGAACAGCUGCGGUACAGAAUGUCUGAGAUCAUGUGUACACUACCUGAGGAUCUGAAGGCUGUGUUGAAAGUGAGCUGAUGGUGUCUUGAUCUGUUUCAGUACAAAGUUUGUAAUCUUCCAAAACUUCUACUGUGCCUCACUGACUAGAGAAGCACAUUAAAUGUGACUCAUUGGAGGAAUGCAAUCUCUCUUGGUAAACUGAUAAUAAUGGUGCCUUGAAAAUCUCUCCAGUGUCUAUGUGUCCAUAAGAGGCUUGAAGAAAAUAGUUAUUUUAUUUCACAAAUCCUACCAUUUUUGUAGGUUGAAGUAUUGUGUGUGUGAAUGUAAUUGUAUGUUAUGGAUGUUACUCUUUCUGUGUUUCUUCCAAAACUUAAAUAGCUCUGUGUGUGGAACAUGGAGUUACAGUUUUAGCUGGUCCCUGUGUUUACCCUUUUGACCAACAAGCUUGCCUACAUCAAAUGUGAGAGCAACAGUGAAUGAGAUGUUUAUCUGUCCAACACUCUUUUUAAUGUAGAAGUAAGUUAAAAAAGGUAAUUUUUUUACGUGUUGACUGUCCUAACAGUAGCAUCAAAUGAAACAUGGUGUAUGAUGUAAGUAACUACCUAGGAGGAAGUGAAAUUUGACAUGUAUCACUGUAUGCAAUUUGCUUCUUCUACUUUUAUUUUUUCAGGACUAGACCAUUGUAAAUGAAACCCAUUAGAUGUUGUUCUGUGUGUAGAAAAUGAGUGUACAAUUAUCAGCCUGCAUUAAUUGUAGUUAUUCAUAGUCAAGUUUCACUUCGGUGUUUCUUCCAGUCAGCAUCUGAACAUAUCUCAUGUUGUUAAAUUUAUUAUGCAGUGGUAAAAGAGAAAAACGUUUGUGUGUAGUGUAACUGAGACACAGUACUGUACUGUGUGGAAAACUGUUUCAUUAUGUUUCUGGAAUCAAGUAUAUCAGAUCAGUGAGCCAAGAUUUCUAGUUAUCCACUAGAACCCAUAUUAAGCUUGCAAUUGGUUGGAAGUAUGUCCAGUUUUUGAAGUAACUCGAAGUACAGUUAUCACAAAAUCAUCUGAAAUAGUUGAUUGCUGGAAAGUAUCGUGAAAAACCACGUAACUAAAAAAGAGACUUAGUGCAUUUUGUGUGUGUUAAUGUCAGUGUUACGUUAUGCCAGCGUAUUUAUAGAUGUGAAUGAACAAGGCCUAACAGGGAACUCAUUGGAAAGGCUAGUGAAAAACAGGAUGAUGAAUUUUGGUGAUUGAAUAUAUUUUUGAUCAAUCAUAUAAGUCAGAUAAAUGUACCUAUGGCCUGAGUGACUGCCUAACUUUUAAAAAGCUGAAAUGUUCAGGGAAUGUUUGCUUCAACUAACCACACUAUAGAGUGGUGUUUGUGUCCAGGGCUUUGGCCAACUGUGUGUCUCAGAAUAUAGUUCAAUAUGUUUGUGUGUGUAUAUGUGUGUGUGUUUAUUAAACAUAAUUAAUGACAUAGAGAGUGAUCAGCAUAGACACAUUAAAAAUUACAAAGUAAAUUCUCAGAGUAAAUCUCCUUCAUGUGGUUGAAGUGAUAUAAAACAAGAGUGUGGUUAUGAAAUUGGUCAACUAUAAAGCAUCACCCAGUGUCACUUUAAAUGGGGAACUGAUGCUUCAGGGCCUGUAAGUGAAUGCAGUGAUACAUAAACCCUCAGGGAAGAAACUUAUAAGGAAUCUGAAAUGAGGAAGCUGGAGUCAGAUCACUGAGAAAGAAAACAGAACAAAGAAGCAGAAAAGAACAGGAAAAGCAGAAAACAUGAAAAAAUAUCACAGUGGUGUUUUCUAUUGUGUAUUGUGAAGAAAAUUUAUAACCAUUACUGAAAUGUACAGCAUGGUGUAUAGUAUCGUUUGACCAUUGUGAUUUAACCAGAAACUAUGGCUUGUAAUUUAAUUGUAGACUCUAUAGUAAAAUGGAGCAGGUAAACUUUUUAGAAAAGUGAAUUUAA
Messenger RNA from Schistocerca nitens (vagrant locust), 3824 nucleotides. Its product is annotated as protein DENND6B. Gene Ontology annotation, cellular component: recycling endosome. Gene Ontology annotation, molecular function: guanyl-nucleotide exchange factor activity. The transcript has 8 exons. The coding region runs from base 200 to 1951 and encodes 583 amino acids. The record is from RefSeq and is a predicted model, not a curated record. Lineage: Eukaryota; Metazoa; Arthropoda; Insecta; Orthoptera; Acrididae.